Molecule: messenger RNA, 5298 nt
Organism: Gasterosteus aculeatus aculeatus (three-spined stickleback)
Lineage: Eukaryota; Metazoa; Chordata; Actinopteri; Perciformes; Gasterosteidae
Product: hexokinase-1
Biological process (GO): intracellular glucose homeostasis; glucose 6-phosphate metabolic process; glucose metabolic process
Cellular component (GO): cytosol; mitochondrion
Molecular function (GO): D-glucose binding; ATP binding; glucokinase activity
Source: RefSeq, a predicted model, not a curated record
GCUGCCUCACUCCAUGCUUCCUGGGCUUCACUCACAUGCUCAGAGACAGAAGAGCUGAAGAGUCUUAGCAGCACACGAGGAAGUGCGGUGUCUAUUUUAAACCACUCAGGAUUCUGCUGGAUAUUUUGAAUAUCCUGUGCGAGUGUGAGAGAUUGUGUGUACAGACUUCAGCCAGAGCAGAGUAACUUUGUUCUGUCUUUUUUUAUUUUGGAUUCCCCCCCCCCUGUCUAACUGGGUGGCCGUGUGUGUGUGACAGAGAGAGUGUGUGGGUGAGUCUGCAUGUUCGUGUGAGGUGGAGGGGAAGGAUCAGGAUGAUUGCGGCCCAGCUACUCGCCUAUUACUUCACUGAACUCAAGGAUGAUCAGGUCAAAAAGAUCGAUAAGUACCUGUACUCCAUGCGUUUCUCUGAUGAAACGUUGAAGGAGAUCACCCAGCGGUUUCGGAUGGAGCUGGUCAAAGGACUGGGGCGGGACACGAACCCCACUGCCUCGUUGAAAAUGCUGCCAACCUUUGUGCAGUCCAUCCCUGAUGGCUCAGAGAAGGGCGACUUCAUUGCGUUGGAUUUGGGCGGCAGUAACUUCCGGAUCCUCCGCGUCAGAGUGAGCCACGAGAAGAAACAGACCGUUCAGAUGGAGAGUCAGAUCUAUGACACACCAGAAGACAUCGUGCACGGAAGUGGAACAAGACUGUUCGACCAUGUUGCAGAGUGUCUCGGUGACUUCAUGGAGAAACACAGCAUCAAAGACAAGAAACUCCCAGUUGGGUUGACCUUCUCCUUCCCCUGCCAGCAGACUAAACUGGAUGAGGGCGUUCUGAUCACGUGGACGAAGCGUUUCAAAGCCAGUGGGGUGGAGGGAAUGGAUGUCGUCAAACUCCUCAACAAAGCCAUAAAGAAGCGAGGAGACUACGACGCUGACAUCAUGGCGGUGGUGAACGACACGGUUGGAACGAUGAUGACCUGUGGUUUCGAUGACCAGCGCUGUGAAGUUGGCAUUAUUAUCGGUACGGGGACCAAUGCGUGCUACAUGGAGGAGCUGCGUCACAUUGACCUGGUGGAGGGAGACGAAGGCAGGAUGUGUGUGAACACUGAGUGGGGGGCCUUUGGAGACGACGGCAGGCUGGAGGACAUCAGGACGGAGUUUGACAGAGAGAUAGACAGAGGCUCUCUCAACCCUGGCAAACAGCUAUUUGAAAAGAUGGUCAGCGGCAUGUACCUGGGCGAGCUGGUUCGUCUCAUCCUGGUGAAGAUGGCCAGAGAAGGCCUGCUGUUCGAGGGCAGAAUCACUCCGGAUCUUCUCACUCGAGGGAGGAUUGAGACGAAACAAAUCUCCGCCAUAGAGAAGAGCAAGGAGGGGUUGAACAAGACCAGAGAGAUUUUAACCAGUAUUGGAGUGGAGCCCUCAGACGAUGACUGUAUCGCUGUGCAGCAUGUUUGUGCCAUCGUGUCUUUCCGCUCUGCCAACCUGAUAGCGGCCUCGCUGGCCGGCAUCCUGCUGAGGCUAAAGGAGAACAAAGGCGUGGCGCGACUCCGGACCACUGUAGGGAUCGACGGAUCGCUAUACAAAAUGCACCCGCAAUACGCCCGUCGUCUUCAUAAGACAGUCCGUCGUUUGGUCCCGGACGCUGAUAUCCGAUUCCUCCUGUCGGAGAGCGGCAGUGGAAAAGGAGCCGCUAUGGUGACGGCUGUCGCCUACCGACUCGCCGAACACUCCCGGGAAAUUACCCAAACGCUGUCUGAAUUCCGCCUGACGACAGAACAACUGCUGGAGGUAAAGAAGAGAAUGAAGAUCGAGAUCCAAAAUGGCCUUUCAAAAAGCACCCAGGAAGCUGCCACUGUCAAAAUGCUGCCGACCUUUGUGCACAGCACUCCUGAUGGCUCAGAACAUGGCGAUUUCCUGGCUUUGGAUUUGGGAGGAACCAACUUCAGGGUUCUUUUGGUCAAGAUUCGCUCUGGCAAGAGGAGAACAGUGGAGAUGCACAACAAGAUCUACUCUAUUCCUUUAGAGGUGAUGACGGGCACGGGAGAGGAGUUGUUCGAUCACAUUGUGCAGUGCAUCAGUGACUUCCUGGACUACAUGGGGAUGAAGAACACUCGUCUUCCUCUGGGCUUCACCUUCUCCUUCCCGUGCCGACAGACCAGCCUGGAUGCUGGCGUCCUUGUGACGUGGACCAAGGGCUUCAAGGCGACAGACUGUGAAGGAGAAGAUGUGGUGGGUUUGUUGAGGGAGGCCAUCAAGAGGAGAGAGGAAUUUGAUCUGGAUGUUGUGGCCGUAGUGAACGACACAGUGGGAACCAUGAUGACGUGUGCCUACGAAGAGCCCACCUGUGAGAUUGGACUAAUUGCUGGCACUGGCAGCAACGCGUGUUACAUGGAGGAGAUGAGGAACAUUGAGAUGAUUGAUGGAGAGGAGGGCCGGAUGUGUGUCAACAUGGAGUGGGGGGCUUUCGGAGACAACGGAUGUCUUGAUGACAUUAGGACAGAUUAUGAUCGGGCUGUGGAUGACUUCUCCCUCAAUUCAGGCAAACAAAGAUAUGAGAAAAUGUGCAGCGGCAUGUAUCUCGGGGAAAUUGUGCGAAACAUCCUAAUAGAUAUGACCAAGAGGGGAUUCCUGUUCAGAGGACAGAUUUCUGAAACGCUGAAGACAAGAGGCAUCUUCGAGACAAAGUUCCUCUCACAGAUAGAGAGUGACCGAUUGGCUUUACUUCAAGUGAGAUCCAUCCUGCAGCACUUGGGGCUGGAUAGCACCUGUGAUGACAGUAUCAUUGUUAAAGAGGUAUGUGGGGCAGUGUCGCGUCGUGCAGCUCAGCUGUGUGGGGCGGGAAUGGCGGCCGUGGUCGAUAAGAUCAGAGAAAACCGAGGACUGGACCAUCUGAACAUCACUGUAGGGGUGGACGGGACACUCUACAAACUGCAUCCACAUUUCUCUAAGAUCAUGCACCAGACGGUGAUCGACUUAGCUCCUCAGUGCAACGUCAACUUCCUGCUGUCGGAGGACGGAAGUGGGAAAGGAGCUGCUCUCAUCACAGCGGUGGGCUGCCGACUGAGACGGGAGCUGAACGGCAAAUAGAAGAUCUCCCAUCUUCUUAUCUCCCCACUAUUGACCCCGAGAGGACGAGACGGCUCUCCCUGCUGCGUCAGGUAGCCGAGAGUCAGGCCUUUGUUGUAGUUAGAUUAUCUUUUAACAACCGAUGAAACAAUACCCAGACUCUUAAGAUAGUUUGUAGUUUGGUUAAGUUUGUAGUUCGGUUAAUUCAACUUAUCUAUAUAGAUAACACACGCAUAUUAAACUCGUAAACGUUCAUGGCAAAAAGUCCACACGUGAGCUGUUUAUCAUCGGCAUAUGUAGGAGUCCUCUGAUAACUGCAGUCUUAUACAAUGUACCAAGUACAAUAGUUGAAAGACAAUGUCCAUAAGUAUGUCAGAGAAGCGUCUGUCCUUAUAACAUGUUUGGUAAAGGCAGGAACAUAAGAACACAGCUUCCAAACGGUUUCUGCUGCAGUAGGCUGACUGUUUCUACAACUUGGUGUACAAGGGAUAUGAGGGUUAAAUAAUAAUUUGUAAUGAGGGAAUAUUUUUGCUUAAACUGUAAUACCAUGUCCAGAUAAUAUGUUAUACAUACAUUGUUGCUAUUUAUUUUAUUUUUGUAUUUGGCGAUGUUGAGAAAUGUUGCUGUUGCAGUAAUGAGGCUCACAAGAAAGGCCACCUCCAAAGACCCCACAGCCAUCCCCUUUACGGUGGUGGAGGAUUUAAUGAACCAAAUCAAGCAGAAAGGUGACAAAAGAGGGACGGUGAUCAUGACUGAUCUGCGAGAGAUGUCACAUGCUUAUUAAAUGUGCAUAUUUUGACUAAUGCCAUCCUAGCCUACUCACUUGUAUACUAAGUAGAAGUCCCGUCGUUGGAUCUAUGACAACUGUUAAGUUUAUUAUUGGUGUUUAAAGAUGUGCAGGCUACUCUCAUAAUUACAGUGAUAUUUACAGUGAACUUACUUAGCAAAAACCAUCACACAGGAAUUCGGUGCUUAUUUACAGUAGCUGCCAUCGGAACAACAGUGACUUAAAUCGGGGAUAAGAAUAAUAUGGUAGUAACUGAAACUUUAACAAGAAUGUAUUCAUUUCACGCUUCUCACUGUACUCGUUCCUCUGGACUCCACAUCCCCUUAAAAACCCAGGAGGUCGUUUAAGAUACUGUAACGCUCAUUCAAGUAGCACAAUUCAUGCAAAAAUGAAUGUUUGUUCUGUAAUAAAAUCAAAUGAAAUUAUUGCUGUUAAUGAUUUAAAAAAAACACUGGGAUAUUUUCAUAAUUUACAGCCAGUUUAGUUUCCAUUCCUACUUUACAUUAAUUCCGUGAUGAAGCUUCUGCCUUUGUUGCCUUCAGAUGUUUCCCAAAGUAGUAUAAACAUCUAAAAGCCAGCCCCAAUCACAGAGACACAUUAGACUCUUUGCUUCUCAUCACAAAACCCAGACUGUAUCCGCCCAACACUGUAAACCAACCGGUCACGAAAGAAAAGACAAACCUGAGUCAAUCCGGAGUUGUUUUUGUGCAGAUACGUUUGAUGUUGGUGUGUUUGGAGAUAACUGAUCAAUGGGACAUAAGCUCUGUGUCCUAAUCCUGCAGAUAUACAACCUCCCCUCUGUAGUCAUUAUUCCAAUGUGUAGAGGAAAACUGACAACACAUACAUUUAUUAAACACAUAAUUCUUGUUUAUUUAGGUCACGAGUAACCACCCUACUUUUUGUGUAAACAACCAAUACAGAUGUUUCACUUUGUUUCACCGUGUGUGUUUAAAUAGUCAAAAGUUGAUCAAGGAAUCAAGUAGUUUUCUCUACAUUCUCAAAUGUCAAUGUUAAACGGCUAAAGUAUUUACAACAUCCAAGUAGAUAAGUCUCAUAUUUCCAUUUUCACUUCAUCUGCAUGAUUAACAUUAAUAUACAUCACAUUCUUCGAGGAGCAACACUUUCACUUUUUAAUGACUGCUCAACUGUACAAUGGCCAUAGAAAAUACAGGUCUAUGAACCAGUGAAUUCACAAUACAUAUAGAUCUGUCAAAAUACUAGUACUGUACACUAACAGGUCCAUGGUCGUCAUAUAAUUUUUCCUCUAAAAUGGAUGACGCCCAGUUUAUGUGAAUGUUUUGUAAGUUUAUGUAAUUUAUAUUAGACACCCGGGGUGGAGCCCUACUGAGUGUUUGUUUGUCUCGCCUGCUGUGUGGUCACGGACACCUGCUCUUAAUAACAGGAGGAGCUUUAUUUAUUUUACUUUGUUACGUGUGUGUAUCAAUAAAUGAAAUUUCACUUUGA